Acanthaster planci (crown-of-thorns starfish) is the source of this 5890-nucleotide messenger RNA. RefSeq names its product scavenger receptor cysteine-rich type 1 protein M130-like. Gene Ontology annotation, molecular function: G protein-coupled receptor activity. The record is from RefSeq and is a predicted model, not a curated record. Gene Ontology annotation, cellular component: membrane. Gene Ontology annotation, biological process: cell surface receptor signaling pathway; G protein-coupled receptor signaling pathway. Lineage: Eukaryota; Metazoa; Echinodermata; Asteroidea; Valvatida; Acanthasteridae.
UAUUCAAGGUUCUCAAAUGUUGUGUCUUGGGAAUAAAUGAAUGAAGAGGAAGUAUGAUAUAACAAUUCACACGGGCCCAUAGGGAUCGAAACGACGCUGCCAUAGAUGGUGAACAUUCAUUAGUUCUGCACUAGUGGCAAGAAACACAAAAUGUGUGGUUUUCUGUAUACGUAGAUUCUCGUUACAAGCGAAGGAACUAACAAAGUUUCACAGAUUUUGCAGUUUCAACAAAAUAUGACUCUUUGAGUGGACGGUGCACUCAAAGAACACGUAGAGCGUUCCAAUUCCACCCUCCCGCCUCUUCGUCAAAUAUCGGUAUACCCACGAAGACAGAUCUCAGAUUACCUGAUAUUGAGCCCGAGUUUCGUGGGUCAGCAAUUACAAGCCUUUCAGCGGGUUGAAUCCUCACGAAUCCGUCUCGCUCUAACAGAGCGGCAAUGGUCUAGGGAAAUGUGUUCCCUUUGUGGGAACAAGCACACGUUUUAAGCCAGAAAUGUCAUUUCCGACACCCCCACGGUUUGAUAAAACCAUAAUGGAAAGAGCCGACGACGCACUGUUCUCCCUGAUUCUGAGUGAAGCGGUCGGCACACGAUAGCGAUGGACGUGAUUCUUCCGUGCCUUCUCGGUCUCACGGUUGUGCUGCGACAUGGUGAAGUGGUUGCCGGAACUCGAGCAAAUUUAACGGGUCUUCGAGUUGUGGAAGGACGUUACCGUAGCGAAGGGCGAGUCGAGGUCCGCCUGAACGGCCAGAAGUGGUGGGGAUCGUACUGCACCAUCGAUGACCGUGACCUCUUGCACGGUGCAGGACGCGCGCUCUGCCGUCAGCUAGGAUAUCCUGCCUUGUUGGAGGCCAGCAACACCGCGCAGUUCGGGCAGGCCACAGGUCCAAUAUGGCUACAGGAAGUCAACUGUGGAUACACCCUCCACCCCCUACAGGAGUGCUACCUCCAUCGGUGGAUGCCAAGCUGGGGUGGUUGUGAUCAUAUGGACGAUGUUGGCAUCAGGUGCUUCACUGGCAAGGUCCGUUUGGUUGGUGGAAAGCAAGAAAAUGCUGGUAAAGUAGAGCUACAGAUUGGUGACGACGAGUGGGUUUCCGUCGCGCAUGGCAAGGUGCAAGGCCGCGAGCUGGCAUCCGACUUGGUCUGCCGAUACUUGGGCUACCCAUUCGCAAUCGGUGCAACGCCGGAAAAGGCGGACAAUGACACAGGGAGGUUCAUCCAUGCACUCCAAGCGUGCGACUGGGAAACACUGGACAACAGGAGAGCCCUCUUCGACUGUAUUGACGAGUACCUGUUGACACUAUACCAAAACCAGGGAAGGCAGUCUACAGCCCUGUUAGGUGUAGUCUGCGCCACAGAGAAUGAAAUACUACCGAAUACUUCAACUCCAGAAUUUCGGUUGAAUCCACUGGGCACCGGUUUGAAUGAAUCGCGGCAUCUUGGGUUUCUUGAGGGCCGCUACAAUGGCUCCGAGUGGAGGACUAUCUGUGUCCACAAACUCGAUAUGUGUCCGGGGGUAAUCUUUCGAGGUCUCGCCAACCUGGCCUGCCGAGACAUUGGCUAUCCCCGGGCCGAGAAUCGGAGGGAUAUUCGGUAUUCACAGGCUAGCUACAAGGGCACCGGAAAUGAUCUCGUUCUGAGAUACACGUACCUGAGAGAAACACACACCAAUGGGAAGCGAUGGUUAUUUGGACAGAACUCUUGUCAAGACCACGAUUAUAAUCUGAUCUUGGUGGAAUGCGAUACAGGUGUCACAAUGUAUGGGUUAACAGUGUACCCCUGUCCGUCAGAGUCUUGCCAAGGACGCUGCGGAAGCCUUGCGAGUGAGAGGCAAUGUGGCUGCGAUGCGUUAUGUAUGCUGUGUAAUGACUGCUGUUAUGAUUACUAUAAGUGGUGUCCGUCGAACCUAUCUAACGUUUCGAAAGAACUCUGGCUAGCUGCGUCAUCACAUGAGCUGUUGUCUUGUGUCGUUGUUGGGGACAAACGUGCAGUGAUCAUACGCGGAUGUCCUAGGGAAUGGCAAGAUAAGGAGGAGACUCCACCGUGUGUGAAUGAUUCCAGAUUGGUGCAAGUUGCUUAUAGAGAUACAACGUUUGUUCGUAUGUACUGCGCGUUGUGUCUUUACAAGAAUACUGUAAUCAUCAAUACAGUGCUUGCAGAACACCAGAGCUCUGCUGAUAUUUUGAAUAGCGAUAGCAGCGACGAGGAUUAUAACUUCAACUCUAGCGAUACUACACACGCUACACAGGACGAACGGCUUAACUUUACUUACACGAGUUAUGAUGUUGGAAUUGACAAUUGCAGCGCUCCCGACAUCAGGGUGGAGAUCCAGACUGGUUGUCGCGCGUAUUCAGCUCCCAUCGUUGCACCAGAUGGGUUGGUUUAUAAGAAUCCACACUGUGCACACUGUAACGGGAUGCAUCUUUUCGCCUUGGACUACAGCCCUUGUCGAGAUAGCCUCGUUUGUUCUGGUGUAAAAUCAACGCGUCUCUUUACCAGAACGGUACAUAUUUACACUCCAGAAACAUCAAAUGAUUUCAGUUUACUCAGGGAGGCUUACUGCUUCGACAAGCAGUAUGCGUUACUCGUCCAGUCACCCAUCCUGAAUCCUCCUGAAAAGGAACAGAACACUUCAUCACUGCCCCAACCAUCAGGAGUGAUGAUGUGUUAUCUUUUUUUACUCAGUCAGCAAAAUGUCCAGUUGACCUGGCCAUUUUAUUUAGCUGCCAUCAAAGGCAGAGAAGUUUCUGGCUUUGAAAAGGGUGCCUCUGGAGUGAGUACGUCGUAUCUUGGAAAUGUUACCGACUUCGAAGCCUUGCUUGAUGAGAGUGCCUUGGACCAGAUAAAUGGUACAAGGAAAUGGGUCGUGAGGUGCGGUAUUACAAGAGUGGACUUCGUCGAAACCUGCGGGUUGAUCGUUGGUUCCAUCGAGCCGUGUGAAGACUCUCUGUACACGACCAAAGCCGAGAUCUUGACAACCUUUAAUUUCAGUGGAAUCCAGGUCGUUUAUGUCGGUGGGGGGCUUCUAGUUGAAUCAAAAUGGGUGUCCUUCAAUCGGUCAUACCGUUACCAACCAAAGCUCUCAAAAACAUCCGCUAAAGACACUGGUAGGCCUAUAGAAGUGUGUGGUGAACCUUACGUCAACGAAGAAUGUCAAAUACCCCUGACUCAAUCGACGAGGUUGUUGACCAUGGGAGGUGCCCCAGCGGUAGAAUACAAAAGAAAAGUGUUCUUCAAAGACCAUGUCGUGUAUUUGCCUGACGAUCGGAUCCUUAUCUGUGACAUUGUUUUUGCAAAGAGAGACCCACUGCAGACAUUUAAUUGCGUGGCUUUCAGCGUGUCAGCAACAACCAUCUUUGCAACGUUCAUCACUUAUUGUGCUUUCCCAGUCCUAAGGAAUGUUCCAGGUCGCGCCAUCAUGAGCCUGAGUGCUGCAAUGACUGCGGCUCAGUUGCUGACUAUCAUAACUUUUGGAAAAACAGAACCCGAAGCAUUCUGCCUCACCGUGGCUCCAGUAAUGCAUCUCCUGUGGUUGUCAACAUUUACUUGGACCAAUGUCCUCGCUUUCGACCUUGCAAGGACCUUCUCAUCCAAGCAAGCUCGCCGCCCUGGUAGGUACGUCUUCUCAGUCUACAGUUUGUACGGCUGGGGCGUUCCUCUUCUGAUUGUCGCGACAUGUCUUGCCGUCCACUUUGCAGACAGUGGAGGGAUUGAUUUCCGGUAUGGCAUGGGUCCUGGGGAGGACUCCUGCUGGCUGUCUGGAAAACACGCCGUUGUUAUAGCCUUUGUUGCUCCAAUCGCAUGCUGCCUGGUAGCUAACAUCAUCAUGUUUGCCUGGACGGUGCGUAGUGUGCAUGCAUCGCUCGUGGCAGCUGCUCUGGUUCAUACUCGUCAAUCCAAGGCCAAAGAGAAGAUCAGAGAAUUUGGGAUCUAUCUCAAAAUUUCUGGUGUCAUGGGGUUCACGUGGAUCUUCGGUUGCCUUGCCAACCGCAUCAACCAUGAGGUCCUCUGGUACCUCUUCGUCGUCCUCAACUCCCUGCAAGGGGUCUUCAUCUUCCUCUCCUUUGGCUGCAACCGCCGCAUCCGGGACCUCUGGAGGGAGAAACUUGGCUUGAAGCCGCAAAGCGGCACCUCCUCGGACGCAAAAACCAAGAAAUCCUCUGAGAAUGUGCGCGUGAAGAGCUCAGAUCAAAGCGCUUCAAAUGUGUAGAAUGAAUUUAUAUUUUGGUUCUUAUUCAAUGGAUGUGCGGACGGUUAUAAUUAUAUUGGCAUGUAAAAAAACACCAACUGCAUGACGGAGAGGUUGUACAGAUAUAACAGUAACAUAUAUAAAAGAUAAUUUUGCUUACAAACAUCAGAAUUUUCAUGUCCAGUUGAUAUCAAAGUUUUUUCAAUUGCUCAUAAUUCUCUUGUAGAAACCAAAUAUCUUCUCGUAAACUCCAUCUAAAGGGAGAUGAAUACUGACUUUUGUACAGAAAUAAUAUUGAAAAUACAUAUAUUAUAGAUCGUUAUUGAUGGUUCCGGAUCUCAAACACCUCGCCACUUCAAGCCAGCGCAAGUGUGAUUCCACGUUUAUAACAGAGAGAAGUCUGUAACUGGUUGUAUUUUUCAGGGGGAGACCUGGGGGUGCACAUAAAUUUCCAAGAGGCCCUGUAAACAAAUGAACAGUGGCUUGCAUGGAUAGGUUGUGUACGUAUACAACCCAAAAGUUUAAUUUCUGUGGCCUGUAGAUGUUUAAAUAAUUUUAAUUACAAAGAGUGCUAACUUCAACCAAGCAAGUCACAGACAGCUUUACACAAACAUAUAUCGUUAGAUCUCUUAACCUCCGUUUUAAAUUUCUUCUACAAAUGAAUUCAAUCUUUAUUUGAUCCGCUCAGGCAAGGUUAAUAAAAAAAUGCCAUAGUGGAGUUAAUUCUUUGUGGUAAAUUAAUUAUUGUUGCUAAUUCCUUGUCAUUGAAAUUUUCCCAAUCUGGGCACGGAAGCUUGGGGUUCCUUUUAUUUAUAAAGGGUUGCCGUUGGAGUUCCAGCCGGGGCGGAGUGUUGCCUAUCAGGUGCAGUACUCUCCAGGGAAGACAGCACACAGGUUCGGGGAGAUGCUACACUGUAAAACCCAAGCGUUCAACUUUGAAAUGCAGAUCAAACGCAAAUACACCUUUUAAACAUUUUGACACGUUUAUAAAUAAACACGACACGCUCAUAUGCUGAACACACUAUUUUGUUAAUAAACGCCACUUAUAUUUGUGAUAAAAUAACACGGAGGUGUUCAGCAUAUGUUAGGUUUUUAAACACUAUGAAUCGUAAACCUGUUUGUAAUGUGUACACUUUUAUGACACGUUUAUAAAGGGUGCAGUGUUUAUUAACUACACACUGGGUAACAAUGACAUACACGUGUUCAAGUCAUACGCAGUGACGUCAAGAGUGGCAAGCUAACACUUCAAUUUCAUGUAAAUGACAGCAUCUAUUAAUUGAAUUCUACACUGUGAUAUCAACGACUAUUUCUGGUCGCUACGCCUGGCUUAGGACGUCUGUUCACCUAUUGUGCGGCAAUAUUCCUCAACGUUCUCAACCCAGUUAGCUGAAACGGAGAGUCGAACCCUGUACUUCGAUUUCAUGUCUGUGACAAGAUCUACUAAUUGAAUUCUGCAUGGUGAAAUCAAGGACUUUUUUGGUCGUUACGCCUGGGUUAUGACGUCUGUUGUUCUCUAGGAUGACCGGGUUGAAGGGCAGUAUAGGCAGUGUAACAGAAAUGUCGGCUUUCAAUCUGCCCAAAUGCCAACCAGUCGCAACACACGCCAUCGGUGCGAGUUGUUCUGUUUUGUUUCGGUAAAAGGUGGCAACACACAUUUUUUUAUUUGCUCUUUCAACACGCAAAAGCUGACUCCCCAACUCAA